Messenger RNA from Pichia kudriavzevii, 1218 nucleotides. RefSeq lists its product as uncharacterized. Gene Ontology annotation, molecular function: S-adenosylmethionine-dependent methyltransferase activity. The coding region runs from base 1 to 1218 and encodes 405 amino acids. The transcript has a single exon. The record is from RefSeq and is a predicted model, not a curated record. Lineage: Eukaryota; Fungi; Ascomycota; Pichiomycetes; Pichiales; Pichiaceae.
AUGGUUGAAAUGAAAGAACAAGAUGCUGAAGAAUUUAAAGUGUUGAGCAGUGUAUUGCACUCACAUCUUGCCUAUGAGGAAUGGGCGGUGAAAACAAUUUUGUCACCGAAAGAAAGAAAGUAUAGUUCGUUGGAGGACGGUGAGAAACAGCUAUUACAUUGGUUUCCCAGUUAUAUUGAACAAUUGAAGCAUUCAAUUGAAAUCAAUAAAAACUACUUUGAGAGUGUUGCAAUUAUAAUGGCGGAUUCGUGGGGGGCUGAGAAUCCUAAGACAUGGUUUCCUUGUUCAACCAGUGAUUUAGAAAAAAUGAAGGGAUUGAUGACUCAAUACGUACGAGAAUGGUCAAGUGAAGGAGCCGAUGAACGUGAAGUAUCCUUUGGGAGAAUACUAGAAACUGUGGAAAAAUUGUAUCCUGAUAUCUCUCAAAGACAAAAAAUCGAAGUUCUUGUACCUGGUGCUGGUUUAGCAAGAUUAGUGGUUGAGUUUGUUAAACGAGGAUUCACCACACAAGGAAACGAAAUUUCCUAUCAUAUGCUUAUAAAUUCUAACUACAUUCUAAACAAUACAUUUUGUGAGAAUAAUUUUAUGAUUUGUCCUUUCAUCCACAAAAGCUCUAAUGUGGAGAAACGAAAUUAUCAAUGCCGCCAAAUAUAUUUCCCUGAUUUUAAUCCUGGUGAUAUUUCACUGUUAAAUGUGGAAUACCCUGAUAUUCCAGUUGGUGAAUUGAUGUCGAUGGUUGCCGGUGGGUUUGUAGAUCUGUAUGGCCCUCCUGACCUCAAUAAAAUAUCUGAAAUCUAUUCAAACGAAGAGAUGGCAGUUCAGUUCAGGAACGAGAAUAAAGGAAAGUUCAAUGUCAUCGCAACAUGUUAUUUUCUUGAUACAGCGGCCAAUAUUAUAGACUAUUUGAAGGCAAUCAAAUAUUCACUAAACGACGAUGGCUAUUGGAUCAAUUUUGGCCCUUUGCUAUGGCACUUUGAAGGCAAUGAUUUAGAGAUUGAUGUUGACUCGUUAAAUGAUGAUGGUACCACUAAGAAAAAAAUUCCAAUGUCGGGUUUGGAAAUACCGAAGGACGACUUGAUACAAUUGAUUGAAGACCUUGGUUUUGACUUCAUAGAACAUCAAACAGGAAUCAAAGCGUCAUAUGGCGGAGACAUCCGUUCCCUAGGGCAUUGGCAUUAUAACUGUGAGUUUUGGGUUUGUCGUAAAACUAAAAAAUAA